AUGGACGGGCGCGCGGCCCCUUCAGGGGCCGUCAGCAGCAGCAGCAGCAGCAGCAGCAGCAGCAGCAGCAGCAGCAGCGGGGCGUCUGGGUUCUCGUUUUUCAGCCACUUUUCUCCUUUUUCGCAGCAGCAGCGGCAAGCAGCUCACGAAGUGCUGCCGGGUUUGUUCUUGGGUUCUGCUGUUGCUGCUCGAAGUGCUGCUUGGCUGCAGCAGCAGGGAAUAACUCACGUGCUGUGUCUGCACAACGCAGCAGCAGGGCCGGAGUUGCUGCUGCAGCAGCUGCAGCAGCAGCUGCAGCAGCGGCGGGAGAUCCUGCAGUGCUGCGCGGAGAAGGAGCCGGGGCGGGCGCAGCGGGAGCAGCAGCUGCAGCAGCAGCUGCAGCAGCUGCAGCAGCAGCAACUCGCGCAGCACCUGGCCGUACACCCCGACCGCUGCGUCUACUGCUGCUGCCACGCUGUAGAUACACCGCAGCAACUCGUGCUGCCGCUGCUGCCCUUUUGUUUGGAGUUUAUAGACAGAGCUUUGGCCGACAGAAGCUACAGAUACCACCCCCCGAGUCAGCAGCAGCUAGCAGCAGCAGCAGCAGCAGCAGCAGCAGGAGCGCCGCCCCACACUGUCCGCCUGCUGCAGAGCCGCAGGCGCAACCACUGCUUCAUAGAAAAGGCCUCAGUCGCCAGCGCCUUCGACUUCCCCCAAGACGCCUUCUCCCACCCUGCUGCUGCUGCUGCUGCUGCUGCUGCUGCUGCUGCUGCUGCUGAGGCCGCCCCCGCUGCAGCAGCAGCAGCAGCAGCAGCAGCAGCAGCGGGGCGGAAGGCAGCAGGCGGCCGCGUGCUGGUCCACUGCGCCAAAGGCAUCAGCCGCAGCGCAUGCAUCAUUUUGGCUUAUUUGCUUUUUCGAAAAAGCCUGCGGGCGUUUGUCGCCUCCUGCAGCUACGAAUUGACGGAGGAGAGUUUGGCGGAACUUGUGACGGCGCGGAUAGUGAAGGAGUGCGAGGGGCUGCAGGCCCAAGUGUCUCUUUUGUACAAGAAGGCCCCGCUGCUGCAGCAAAGGGCCAUUUGGAGACCCUUUGGCCUUUUCUUCGAAAACCUCCGUUCUUACCAGCUGCUGCAGCAGGAACAAGUCCUCAAACUUGCGGAAGAAAGCGCCCAAAAGGCAGCAGAACUCAAGUUGGUGUUUGCUGCUACGCUGCCUGGGGUGUCCAUGGCUGACAAAGUGGCUGACGAGAUCAAGGCCUGGGUGGCCGACUGCAGAGCAGCAGCAGCAGCAGCAGCGGCAGCAGCAGCAGCAGCUGCUGCUGCUGCUGAGGCGAAGGCCAAGGAAAAAGAGAAAGGGACACAAAACGAAGGGGACAAGGAGACACCUAGAAACAGCCGCAGAGGCAGCAGCAGCAGCAGAAGAAGCAGAAGCAGGAGCCGCAGCAGCGGGAAAAACCACACAGGGACCCUAUCUAACAGCAGCAGCAGCAGCAGCAGCAGCAGCAGCAGCAGCAGGAACGGGCUGCCAGGGCCUCGGGGGGCCCUGCUGGCGCUGCGCCCAGGGUCUUUCAGCAAGCGGCGCCGCAGCAGCAGCAGCAGCAGCCGCAGCAGCAGCAGCAGCAGCCGCGGCAGAGGGCGGCAUCGCGAGAAGCAGCUGGCUAGGGACAGAAACCGAGACCGCAGCAGCAGCAACAGCAGCAGCAGCAGCAGCAGGGAAAAGAAGAAAAAGAAAAAAGAAAAAAAGAAAAACAAAAAGAAACAAAAAAGUCUUCGCCUCAGACUCAAGACACCAAAACCCAAACCUCCAAAGCGGUACAGCAGCGACACCGAAUAA
This is a messenger RNA of Eimeria necatrix, 1809 nucleotides long. RefSeq names its product dual specificity phosphatase, catalytic domain-containing protein, putative. Gene Ontology annotation, molecular function: protein tyrosine/serine/threonine phosphatase activity. Gene Ontology annotation, biological process: protein dephosphorylation. Bases 1 to 1809 code for a protein of 602 amino acids. The record is from RefSeq and is a predicted model, not a curated record. Lineage: Eukaryota; Apicomplexa; Conoidasida; Eucoccidiorida; Eimeriidae. The transcript is spliced from 4 exons.